Podarcis lilfordi (Lilford's wall lizard) is the source of this 13125-nucleotide messenger RNA. The record is from the annotation of a GenBank genome assembly. NCBI's taxonomy places the organism in Eukaryota, Metazoa, Chordata, Lepidosauria, Squamata, Lacertidae.
AGUUUGUAGACUAUUCCAUUUGGAGUUUCUCUUUAUAGCCUCGGCCCAGUAUACCUGAAGGAGCGUCUCCCCCCUCAUCGUUCUGCCUGGACACAGAGGUCCAGCGCUGAGGGCCUUCUGGUGGUUCCCUCACUGCGAGAAGAGAAGUUACAGGGAACCAGGCAGAGGGCCUUCUCAGAGGUAAUGCCCUACCUGUGGAAUGCCCUCCCAUCAGAUGUCAAGGAGUUUAAGAACUACACAACUUUUAGAUGACAUCUGAAGGCAGCCCUGUAUCAAGAAGUUUUUAACGUUUGACGUUUUAUUAUGUUUUUAUAUUCUGCUAAAAGCCGCCCAGAGAGGCUGGGGAAACCUAGGCAGAUGGGCAGGGUAUAAAUACUACUACUACGACUAUUAUUAUUAUUAUUAUUACUACUACUACUACUACUACUACUACUUUCAUUGAUAUCUCUGCUGUCAGCUGUCAGGUCCCAUAAUCCUGUCACAGUCCAUUAUAAGGGAGGAAGUUGAGGCAUCUACUUUUCCAGCUACAGUUACUGAGCUGAACUUUCACUUCUCUCCCCUUUCCUAAUCAAUCUGUUGCCACUUUUUAUCAGAUGCAAAAAUCUCGCCUUGAGGCAGCAGACCAUCUGAGGAUGAGAGGCUCCACUGUUAGAGACAUUACUCUUUUGAAUAACUGUUGCUGGAAACAGCAGGAUGGGAGAGUGUUGGCCUCCUUGCAGUCUUGCUACACGCAUCUGGUUGGCUACUGCAACAAGAAGCUGGCCUAAAGGAGCCAAAUGCCCUGAUCUAGCAGGCUCUGAAAGCAUUCUGGGAAAGAGAAUAUGAAAUCUGAGUGAAAGGAUAGUCAAUGGAAGGUGUAUAGCAUUCCAUGUUGGGUGGGGGACCCCUGGGCUGGGUGGGGUGAAAUGAGAUGAGAGCAAAGAGGGAAGGACUGUCUAAAUGGGGGGGGGGGGAGUAGGGAGAGGAUUAAAUCUCCUUCCACUAUCUUGCUAAAAACUAGUGGGUGGGAGGGGAGAAAUUCCUCUCUCAGGGCACUUCAGUUAGGGCUCCAAAACGGUACCAACUAGGCUUAGGACAGUGCUUUAAUUUAGAUGCUGAUUUCCCAUCCCAGCAAAAGAAAGGUGAUGAUGAUUAAAUUUCUAUAUGCCCCUUUAUCCGAGGAGCACAGGGCAGUUUACCAUUUAAAAAUACAAAAAUGAAUAACAUAGUAACAAACAAUGUACCCUCCUCCAGUUUAAAAGGCCACAGAUUGUUUAAUUAGUCAAAGACCUUGGAGAAGAUGAAUGUUUUUCCUUGGUGCCUAGUGUCAUCUACCCUGCAGGCUCUUCGGUCACAGAAAGGGGCUGUGGCAGAGCACAAACCUUUCACUCAGAAGGUCACAGGUUCAAUUCUCAGCAAUUUCAAGCAGGGCUGGGACUGACUCCUGCCGGAAACCCAGGAGAGCCACACCACUAUGGUGUAGAGUAGACCAAGUGUUGUUGAACUACAACUCCCAUCAGCCCCUGCAAGCAUGGGCAAUAGCCAGGAGUAAUGGGACUUGUAAUUCAGCAAUAUCUGGAGGCCCAAAAGUUCCCUCAGUAAACAAUACAGAGAAGAGGAAUGGAAGAAGCAAAAGUCCUUAAUUAUGUGUGCCAUUUUGUCAUAUUUCCUUGCCAUGUUUUUCUCCCUCCCCUCAAUACUACCUACUGAGGCACUACCACUCCCCCACCCACCCAUGUCUGUUGGAUCCUUCCCCAUCCAAACAAACACCUCAGAACCUGAACCCACUUCAGUUUCUUCGUUUUCAUUCCAGAGACAUACUACUACCAACAAGUCCAUGUAGCCUACAUUACAUUCCCCACAGGGAAAUUAGACUCUCCACUCUCAGUGGAAAGUCUAGUCAAUUAGCUAUUUUGUUCAUUCACUCUCCCUGGGUGCCUAACAACUAACAUCUCAGUUAAAAUCAGGCGGAAUCUUAUGCCCACACCAAAGGGACAACCCAUUAUGACCACCCCUUCUAUUAUUAUGAUUAUUUAUUAUUUAUUUAAUUUCCUUACUGCCCUAUACCCAAAGGUCUCAGGGCGGUUCUAGCUAAUUGUCCAAGCAGAAUCUCAAGGCAGCCUUCAGACUUCUUCAAGGCCCUGCCAGAAACUAGAGCCCAGGAAUCAGGGCAGGUGGGCAGCUUAGGUGUAAACGGCUUGCCUUACUGCAGCUGGACAAUCUUUGAGACCUCUUGAAAUGCUUGGCUUGACCUUGCUCCUGUUCAAGAUAAUUGCCAUGUAAGUCUCCCUGUUGUUGAAUAUCAGCUAUUGAAGAAACACUUUCUAUGGCUGCCAAUGUGCAUUUCUCAUGUACUAAUUAUAUGGUACAAUGACAUUUCUGAAAUUCUUUUACAAUUGUGACAGAAAUAAUGGGGGUGUAAGAGAGGCAUAUCAUUAACUAGCCGGAAAGCUUGAAUAGAGAACAACUUUUAUGUUGUUGGUGCACAAAUAAACAAUUAAACAGCAGUUUCAAAAUAAAUAAAUACACAUUUGAUGUGUGAAAAAGAAUCCAACUCUGAAUUUUGUUGUCAUUUGCUGCAGUAACUGCUGAGUAACAUUUAAAGCCUUCAUUCUUAAGAGAUAGGGUGUGUACUAAAUUUGCUUAUCUUUCUGGUAGAUAAAGUGCGCAAUCAGCAUUUAACCAUCUGAGGGUUGAUUGCAUAUUUCUAAUCCAUCUGAUUGGAGCAGGAACCGGCAAGCCACUCCAGUAUCCCUGCCAAGAAAACUCCAUGGACAAAGACAACAGGCAUAUAGUGCCUGGCAAUGCUCUGGUCCAUUGAGUCAUGAAGAGUCGGACACGACUAAACGACUAAACAACAACAACAAUCCAUCUGAUGUCUGUAUAUUCUCUCACCUGCAGGUUUGGAGAGUUGCUGAUUGAUUGCGUGCUUUGAUCAGCACUUGAAUGAUUUUAACCUCCGACAGCAGUGGCGUAGCGUGGGUUGUCAGCACCCGGGGCAAGGCAAGUAAUUUGCGCCCCCUAACCUAAGGGGGCAGAGAGCUGCGAGUGCAAGCGCGCCACCCCAGACGUUGCGCCCGGUGCGGCCGCCCCCCCCGCAACCCCCACGCUACGCCACUGUCCGACAGCCUGUGAUAUCUUCAGUAAAAAGAAAGAACCCAGAUGGUGCUGGAUAAAUGGAAAAGAGGGCGGGGGGACUCCUGAAAUUCAUAGGUAUUAACCCUAUAAGUAAGGUAAAGGUAUUUUUUCUAUGGGACUUCUGAGGUUGUUUUAAUUAGACCUUUCUUGUAGCAAUCUACAGGAGAGGAAAAACACAGGAAAGACUCUAAAAGGAAGUGAAAACGGUAUUUUUUGCUAUGGAAUAUUUCAAGGAUCACUUUGUUAGAAUAGCAGCUAGCAGCUAGAGGGUUAAUCCCAGCUUCCUUAUAUAAGCAGCACCUUGGUUGCUGCUGUGUCAGGUUACAUACAUUUGCUCUGACAGCUUUCAUAUGGACUACUUAAACAUUGGAAACUGUUUAAGCUGUUUCUUCAUAUAGCACAUUCAGGUAAAGUUAAUAUUUUUAAUGUCUUAGAUUAUUUUUCAUAGAACCAUAAAAUAAGGAAUGUAGGAAAGAGUAUUUAAGAUUAUAACAGGAGGUUACCAUUUUUAAGAAAACCUGUUUUUCAGAGUCUCUAGUUAUUACAGAAGCAUGUUUAGAGGAAAGUGUCGAAUAUACUUGUUGCUGUUCUUAAAGAGAAAUGAGGCUAAAAGCACAACACUAUGUAUGUUUACUCAGAGCAGAAGAAAGCCCCUGUGUACAGAUUUUCCUUCCUUUAAAAAAGAACAAAAUUUAUAAACUGCUUGAUUCAUCUAAGCAGUUUUCAGAAAGUACCUCCUUCCAUAUUUCCAUUUCGGACUAAAACAAAGGGGCGAUUUAUGGUGCAUAAAAAGGUUUAAAAGUAUAACUGUCAAUUUCUUUAAUGCUGAUCUUGUGAAAUAACUGUCCAGAGUCCAGAAAGAAGUAACUGGCCAGAGUCCAGAAAGGGAUGAAAUAAUCCACAUGAUAGUCAUGUGAUACAAGUCAGCUGAUACAAGUGUGGACUUUGCCAUCCCUUUUCCUCUCUUUUCUUAGCCUUAUUGGGACUUUUUUCCUCUUUGCAGCAGACGAGCCCAGCAAUGAUUUCUUUCCCAUCCCCAUGGCAUGUUUUUGUUUAUCUCCUCCUGGUGGACCCAGGGGCCUCGGCCUUGGACAAAUAUAUUGCAGCAGUAUACGAGCACUCAGUCGUACUGGCAAAGCCCACCCCAAAGCCUGUUUCUUCUGAAGAGGCAUUAAAACUGAUGAACAAGAACAUGGACGUCUUGGAAGAGGCCAUCAAAUUGGCCGCAAAGCAGGUACUAUUUGAUAAAGUGCCUUGGUUUAUCCUGUGGUGGAGAGAUCAUCAGCAUUGUUUCUUUUGACAGGGUGCACACAUCAUUGUGACUCCUGAAGAUGCCAUAUAUGGUUUCAGAUUCACAAGAGAAACACUUUAUCCCUACCUUGAAAAUAUUCCUGAUCCGCAGGUCGACUGGACUCCAUGUACGGACCCAAAAAGGUGUGUUCGGAUUUUGUUGAUUUCAUAUGCAGUCUUAAAAAACAAAAUGAAAAAACACCCUAUAAAGGCACUUAAGUAUGGUGUCUUCUUCCAUCCUUGUGGUCAGUGUUAUAAUGUAUGUACAGCUUCAAAUAAAGGUGUUUUGGAGAAAGAGAGGUUUCUCCAAAGCACCUGGUAACUGCUGGGAAGUCACAUUUAUGGACUGCACAAUCUAGAUGGCUGAUUAUCGGCAGGCAGAGGAUCAAAAUCAGAACUCCAAAAACCCUGUAUAGUAGAUUAGACUGGGAAAUGGUGACUGUUCCAAGCUUAGCCCGUAAACUAUGUCACUAAACAAGUAAGUCCCGAAAGACCUACAUUGGCUCCCGGUACAUUUCUAACUGGCAUAAAAGAUAGCGAGAAAGAUUGCACUUGGAGGCUGUGAAGGAAACUAACUGGGAAGAGUACCACUUCCCUGCUUCCUGUGUAUUUUUUUUAAUUAAUAAAUACUUUAGAAAAGUUAGUUGGUUGUGGAAUGUAAUUGUACAGUAUUUUGUCAGAAUGUUGGGUUUAAAAAAUAAAAUAGAAUAAAAUAAACUAGCUUCUGAAACCAUCCACAGUGACAUGUGAUGCUUGAGAUGAGCUAUUUAUUUAUUUUUAUAUCACAUAACCCUGAAUGGGUGGUUAUGCUACAUUGAAUAUGCAAUGAAUAUACAAUGAAUAUGCAAUUCUGGGCUGCAGCAAUAGGAGUAUAGCAUCUAGAUCAAGGGAAGUAAUAGUGCCACUGUAUUCUGCUCUGGUCAGACCUCACCUGGAGUACUGUGUCCAGUUCUGGGCACCACAGUUCAGGAAGGACACUGACAAACUGGAACGUGUCCAGAGGAGGGCAACCAAAAUGGUACAAAGGCCUGGAAACGAUGCUUCUUGAUGAGGAAACCGCAGCUCAAGCAGAGCUGGGCAUGCUUUAGGCCUGGAGAAGAGUGACAGAGUUAAGAGGGUGAUAUGAUAGCCAUGUUCAAAUAUAUAAUAAGGAUGUCAGCAUGAGAGGAGGUGAGAAAGGUUGUUUUCCGCUGCUCCAGAGAAGCGGACACAGGCAGCAAUGGAUCCAAACUACAAGAAGAGAAGAUUCCACCUAAACAUUAGGAAGAACUUCCUGACAGUAAGAGCCUGUUCUGACAGUGGAAUUUGCAUGCCAAGGAGUUGUGGGUGGAGUCUCCUUCUUUGGAGUGUCGGUUUAAGCAGAGGCUUGACAACCAUAUGUCAGGAGUGCUUUGAUGGUGUUUCCUGCUUGGCAGGGGGUUGGACUCGAUGGCCCUUGUGGUCUCUUCCAACUCUAUGAUUCUAUGAUUCUAUGAUUCUAUUCUAAAUGCAGAACAGAAUGGGAAACUUAACAGACAGAUUUUGCUUAUAAUGCAAAGUGCUGGCAGGGUGAUGGUGGAAGGAAUUUGGAGUGGAGAAGGAGGUUAAGCUCCACCACCCCACUCCACCCCAGUUCUCAGCCACCCACUGCGGAAUCAACUUUGUAAGAAAAGGGAAAAAGCUGUGGUGCUGCAGUUAUAUAUGUUGAUGUGCAACAUGUUGUUUUGUCCCAUUUGCUUGAACCUUUUGAGGGUUAUAUUAAAUGCUACAUAGAAGGUAAGGAUGCUGCGAUGCCUUUAAGGAAGAACAGCAACAAGAAGUUGCCAGCUUGGAUACAGGAGCAGUGUUGGGAGGGUCCACUUAAUUCCCUACCUCCCCCAAGCUAUUUUUCUAACCACAGGGGGAAUGCUACUGGGACAGACAACUCCCCAUUUGCACGCAUUCAAAGCAUAUGCAUCAACUGAUGCACAUGGUAUUUUUGACAUGGGAAGGGGGCAGCGUGGGAUAGGGCAGAAAGGGGUAAGCUGGUUUUACGCACGUCUCACCAAUGCGUGUGGCGCCUCAGAAUGCAAUCCCUGUGUAAAUUGUUGCCUGUACACAUAUCUUUUACCCACAGAUAGAAAAAUAACAGCUCAGAUGAGGUAAUUUUGAAUGGAUAAAUGGCUGGAGCGAAAGGGUCAAACAUCCCCAUUUCUCUAACUGACGUCCUCCAGUGGCUGCGUUUCAUUUUGAAAAAAUUGGGCGACAUUUAUUUCUAUGUAAGGUCUAGUGUGGCCCAGAUUAUGUUUUCUACCUUCUGUCUAUUUAGGGCCCCUCCAGAUGGGUAUUCUGCAACAUGUCACUGAUGCAGUAAUACUUCAUUAGUGGUGGGUUAGGGGAUGACCCUCACAUUGUUUCGCUUUAUUAGCUGUUCUGCAGUGCUUCCUUUAGAGCCAGUGCUUUUUCGGCUGUGGCUCUGAUCUGGUGGAACACUCUGUCACAAGAGACUAGGGCCCUGCGGGAUUUGACAUCUUUCUGCAGGGCCUGCAAGACAGAGCUGUUCCACCAGGCCUUUGGCCAGGGCACAGCCUGACUCCCUCCUUGGGCAACCUUCACAGAAUCUCUAGCCCGAUUGGUUGCCAUCAGUUUGGUUUGAAUUAAUUUUAUAAUGAAUGAUUUUAGAGUGUUGUGUUGUGUUGUACUGUUGUACUGUUUUAUUGUUCUUAGCCGCCCUGAGCCCGGCUUCGGCUGGGGAGGGCGGGAUAUAAAUAAAAUGUAUUAUUAUUAUUAUUAUUAUUAUUAUUAUUAUUAUUCCUCGAUGUCACUGCUUUAGUGCUGUUGGGGGGGCACCCUUGCACGAUGAUGCAACAAAAGUGGGACCAAAACAAAAACACAAAAACUGGAACAUUUGUGUAAAAGGAUGUGGGAUUUCAGUUAGAAGCUAUGGGACGUCUAAACAGCCCUGAAACUUUUGCAGGUUUAAACAAUAUUGAAAGCAGGAUGGCAUAUAACUGCCCUGAUGUCAUCCUUAGCACAAAUCAUCCUGAAUGUGUAAUAAAAUGGAAAUCUGAAGGGGCCCUUUAUUUCCUACAAUCUGGCGGAACAUGGGGCUGCUCUGCUAUGAAUGUUAGCAUGUUGCCUCUCCGUUCAGGAGAUUCAGCUAGGUGGUCUACCAACGGAUCUCUCUUCCUCUGAGUCCUUCUUUUCUCUGCUUUUCUGUGCUUAGAUUUGGACCUGCCCCAGUGCAAGAAAGGUUGAGUUGCCUGGCAAGGCACAACUCUAUCUAUCUGGUUGCCAACAUGGGAGAUAAGAAACCAUGUAAUCACACAGAUGCCAAAUGCCCUAAUGAUGGUCACUAUCAGUACAACACCAAUAUUGUCAUGGACUCGAAUGGAAAACUCGUGGCACGUUACCACAAGGUAAUUCAUUUUUACAAACUGGGUAUCAGUGGCCCCCACCCAUCCCCCAGUUAUAAUAUUGUAUAGGGUGGAAUUGUUUUAUGAAGUGGGAAGAAAAGGCAAGAGAAUGUAGGAUGCAUGCCACAUUUUGCUGUCUAUUGAAGAUGUCUUCUGCUGCUGUUUUAUUCUGUUCAUUUUAUGGGCCAUUGUAUUCCUUUUACUGUACACAACCUAUUAUUCAUUUUUCUGUUAUGGGUUAUUCUCCUGUGAUUUUGCAAGUCAUUUAGAGGCUCCCUUGUGGGAAGCAACUAAUACAUUGAAUACAUAAUAAUGAUCCUAUUUUUAUUAACAAUUUAUGCACAGACUACACAAUAGUAUAAGAACACACUGAUGGCAUUGGCAUAGAAAGAACAACCCCGAAAGGUGGUUCAAUUGAAACAAAAAUAAAACCUUUUAAAAAAAGUUUUAAAAAGAAUGUUCUUUAGCUUUUUUAAAAAUAAAAUGAAAUACGCUUUUCAGGUUUAUACAUUUCACUAAUUUUAAUUUCAUUUUAACAUUUCAAAAUUUGACUUCCUUCCCUCUCUUUCUGCGGUUCCUUAUAUUGAUUUUUUAUGUCUUCUGCAUAUCCAAAUUAACUUAAUUUGCUCAUUUAUCCAUCUACUUUAAAUAUAUACUCUUCUAAAACUGCAGGUUAUUACAACAAUCCUGCCAAUGUGUUUACCUGUUCACAAUUUAUCUGUCAAUUUUCAAUAUACCAUUUCCAUUCUUUUAUAAAAAGUUUAUUAUCUUGAUUUCUUAUUCUUCCGGUAAGUUUGCCAUUUCUGCCUAUUCCAUAAGUUUUGGUAUCCAUUCUUCCUUAUUUAGCUUUUCAUUAAUUUAAAUGAAAAUUAAAUAACUUGCAGUACACUUUGUAGGUCACUUUUAAGUACAAUAGUUUCUUUUUAAUAUACCCAGGUACCUUAAUGGUGUGUGGGUGGUGGUUUUUUUUAUUUUUUAAAAAAGGUGUUAUCUUUCCACAGUUCAAUCUCUUUAUGUCGGAACGCCAGUUUGAUUCCCCCCCAGAGCCUGAAUUGGUGACCUUCAAUACUGCCUUUGGGAAAUUUGGUCUUUUCACCUGCUUUGAUAUUCUGUUCCAUGACCCUGCGGUGACCCUGGUGAGCAAGCUGCAGGUGGACACCAUCCUCUUCCCAACAGCUUGGAUGAAUGUUCUCCCACAUCUGACUGCUGUUGAAUUCCAUUCAGCAUGGGCUAUGGGCAUGCGUGUCAAUGUCCUGGCAUCUAAUACCCAUUGGCCUAUCUUGAAAAUGACAGGUAAUAUACAGUUUUCAAUAAGAUUAUGUAUAACUAGUUAUGCACUAGUUGGCUGGCCUCUCCCUUCUUAGGACCCCUCCAGAUGGAUGUCUUUGUUUUUGUUUUUUUGAGGGUGCAUUCUGCAAGGUCACACUGAUGCAAUAAUAAAGCAUUCAUGGUGGAGUUUUACUGGGCUGUCCAGAAAUCAUUCUGCUUUAUUAGAUGGUGCUUCCCCAAUGUUACUGCAUCACUUGCACUGUAGCAUAACAAAAGGGGGACAAAAAAAUAAACUGGAACUUUUGCGGCAUAAACAGUUGCAGGAUUUCAGCAGGGCAUGCACUGAUUGGAAAUGAAGUAGAUGCCAAGAGUACUUUUAAUGUAUUUUUAAUCUUUUGUUGGAAGCCGCCCAGAGUGGCUGGGGAAACCCAGCCAGAUGGGUGGGGUAUAAAUAAUAAAUUAUUAUUAUUAAUAAUAUUAUUCCAUUAUUAUGAUACCACUGAGAACACAAAUCAUUAUGAAUACACAAUAAAAAGAACAACUGGAGGUGCGCUUAGUAUGCCCAUUCCAAAAUUAGGUUUGGAAAAGUUCAUAGGACUUCUGAGUUGUGAUCAUGGCAGACUGGCUGUAUUUGGCUCUCUUUUAAACAAAGGCAGACAAUUUUUGCCUCUGAUUUGGCCUUUAGUUGCUAUAAAGAGCCUCUGGGCCCGAGCUGUAGCAGAACUUCUGCUUGAUCAGGUUGUCAGCGAUGCCAACUGGAGGCUUUAAUUUUUGUUUCUUCACUGGGCUGAGUCUGGACCAAGAAAUCUGUUUCAUCCUAAGUCUGGGAAGGAGGAUAUUCGUCUCAGUGUUCCCCCUGCCUGACAAAGUGAUAAUCAUCGCACCCAGAUCGAAAGGAGUACAGCAUGUGGGUUUUGGGUAUGUGAGAGUAUGUGUUGGUCAACUUAAAUGGGUGUUGUCUGUGGAUAUGGCAGGACGGGCAAUAUGAAGCAGCUGCUUCUGUCUUUCUGUUUUGUGUCAUUCUUAGGCAGCGGCAUCUAUGCACCGGAUGGAUCCCGAGCAUAUCAUUAUGAUGCAGAAUCAGAGAAGGGGCAUCUUCUGGUUGCAGAGCUCGAUUCUCAUCCUUCUCUUUCUCCUACCCAUCCUGCCCCUGUGAACUGGAGCUCGUAUGCCACAACUAUCAAACUGGUCCCCAAAGACGGUGAUUUCACAGGAUUGAUUUUCUUUGAUGAAUACUCUUUCUCUGAACUCGCCAAAGAAGCUGGCAAUCUUACCGUCUGCCAGGGAGCUCUCUGCUGCCAUUUGAGCUACAAAAUGACAGAAAAGCAAGAAAAUGAAGUUUAUGUGCUAGGUGCAUUUGACGGCCUUCAUGAGGUCGAAGGAAAUUACUACUUACAGGUCUCUUUUUAUCUUCUUCUUAUGAGGGAAGAUGGGAUCUCAUUUUUAUUCAUCAUCAGAGAGAGGGGAGAGAGGAGGAAGUUCUAGAUAUAUUGCCGUAUAUUGCCAUAGAAACAUAGGUCGUGAUCUGGCUCAAGUUAAGCACUUUUAAUAUAAUGUCCUACAAAUUUCAGCUGUAGAGUUGAAUUUAAUUUUCCAGUUUAAAUUACUGGAAUUCCAUUGCUUCCCAAGACGGAGGACAACAACAACACAACAAAAAUAUGUGCUUCCUUCUUGGCUGGCUCGUGCCCAAAAUAAAGGAAAGAAGAAAACCUAAUUCCAAAGUCUUAGUAACUUGGUUGUAGCUAGGUGAACUUGGAACAAAGUUCUGAUGAGUUCAGUGAGGCUUACUCCAAAGUUAGUGUGCACAGGGCUGCAGUCUAAAUAUGGCCUUCUAGCCCCAUGAAACGCUGUCACUGAUAAUUAAGACUGUGAUUUUAUAUGGUAUGUUUAGUUAUUUAGUUUUGGAGUAAUGAGAUAUGCACCUGUUUCAUAAUUUUGGAGACCAAUGUGCCUAUAGUUGUGUGUGGAAGUACACUGGAAACUAGGUGAGGGCUGUCAAAUGUAAGAAAUCAAUGUUGGCUUUUUGACUUCUUACAUUUGACAUUUGUAGGAUGUUCUUGUUGCAGCUAAUACCAUCAAGGAAACUUCUUGAAUCAACUGAGUGAGCAGUUGGGCGGGUUAUUUAUUUAUUUAUUUAUUUAUUUAUAUUUAUUCAAUUUAUAGCCUGCCCUCCCUCCCAAAGGAGUCCAGGGCAGCAAACCACAAUUGAUUAUAAAGCAUAUUUAAAAACAAUUCCAACACAGAUAUGGACUGGGAAAGAUCUCUACUUAAAAUGCUUGUUGGAGGAAGGUGGUCUUCCAUUGGUGCCAAAAAGACAACAGAGAUGGAGCCUGUCUAAUGUUGAAGGGGAGAGGAUUCCAAAUUAUUAAGUGCAAGAAUACUAAAGGCCUGAGUCCUACAUGGUGCAGAAUGGACUUCCUGAUAAGAUGGUAUCUGCAGGAGGCGCCCCCCCCCCUAAAAGUGCGGUCAUCACCUGGGUAUAUAAAGGGUUUAUAGCUCAUAUAAUACUGUAUUAGUACUGCAACAGUUCUUAUUGUUCUUAUACUGUAACCAACUUGGUUGUAUUUUAAAUCAGAGCCAUGGUUGUGAUGGUACAGCAGCAGUAAAAUUUAUAUUUAUUCUGAGUGCUCUCCCAAUACAUUGCUCUUCUUCCUUUUAGAUAUGUACAUUGCUGAAGUGUGCAAGCACAGACCUACAGACCUGUGGCCAGCCUGUGACAACUGCUCAUACCCGCUUUGAUUUCUUUUCUCUCAGUGGCACAUUUAGCACUAACUAUGUCUUCCCAGAAGUCCUGCUCAGUGGAGUUCAGUUGGCGCCUGGAGAAUUUCAGGUAGGGCGGUGCUUCUAGCAAAUGUUUUCUGGCUGAGAUGGAAAAAACCUGUGGCUGUAUGGUAUCAGAAUGGAAACAAAUUCCUUUAAGGACGUUAUCAUAAACAAAGUUCAGGUGGCUCAGUAGCCUUUUCAGGACAAGAGUGGGCUUCUGAAAGAAAUCAUGCUACCUCUGUCGUGCCUUCAGCUGUACAGGGAAAUCUAUGGGGGCCACACAGACUGUUGAAUACGGUCUUGGUUAUUAGGCCAGGAAAUUUACUAGCAUGGAUUAUUAUUAUUUUUACUGGCCUACUAAAAAUUGUCUUCUACCAAUUGGCUUGGUAGAGGAGAAACAGAUCUCUCCAUCCCUUCUAUGAUAAUUCACUUUUCUGAAUGGAUUUCUACAUAUAUUUGCCUAUAUAGUUCCAAAGGGAAGUGCAAAGGGAAGCAUCAGAACAAACAGAAUUUCCUUCUCUUCCCCUCCAGCACACACCCUGCACCAUCUCCAAAUCCAGUGCUUCUUUCUGGGGGGACGCAGGGGUAUGCAUACCCUGAACAGUUUGUGAAUCUUUGUACUUUUGUCCAUUUACUGUAUUUAUUUUUCCCGAUUUGAACUAUGAAAUGGUGAAUUAUUUAUUUUUUGUCAAAAUGAGAGUACCCCCUGAUCUGGAGGGUUGGGAAAAACCUUCAGAACAGAUUUAAGAGGGACACGUGUGCAGAAGGAGGGAUGGGGGGAGAAUGUUCCAUUGUGCGAGGGAAAUUAUUGUUCUAACAGAAUGUUCACUUUAGUGCUAUGUUGCAUAGAACCUAUAAUAUUGAUAUUGUGUGCAACUAUUACUUUGUAACUGUUCCCUCCUCUUUUUGUUCUCAACUAGGUUUUGAGUGAUGGACAGCUGGUUACUCAUAAUGGUACAUCGAAGCCAGUCUUAACGGUGACACUUUGGGGCAGGUGGUAUGAGAAGGAUCCUCCACAUCCCUACAUACUCAGUGAGGUUCUUUGAGAUGUCCUGAGCUGGACAGUUCACAACUGUGAAAGAACGCAAAUUGAUUUUUGUUGACUGUGACAUGACUGGGCUGCUACAGCUUGCUGUGAUGGUCACAUAGAUUCUUUUGCUUAGUUGUUGACCGUCAAAUCCCAAAGAACACAAGUUCCUCGAAGAUUGCAUUAAUAAAGGCCAAAGAAUUAAUUUUAGCUACUCAUCUUUUAUUCUUCUUCAAACAGGAACACUUUCUGAGUUUCCAUUUUCUUAUUUCUGAAAUUCCCUGG